Messenger RNA from Anopheles arabiensis, 10813 nucleotides. RefSeq names its product serine/threonine-protein phosphatase 6 regulatory subunit 3 (gene fmt). The record is from RefSeq and is a predicted model, not a curated record. The transcript has 14 exons. Bases 878 to 3883 code for a protein of 1001 amino acids. Gene Ontology annotation, cellular component: nucleus; cytosol. Gene Ontology annotation, molecular function: protein phosphatase regulator activity; protein phosphatase binding. NCBI's taxonomy places the organism in Eukaryota, Metazoa, Arthropoda, Insecta, Diptera, Culicidae.
UGUGUUGUGGUGUGUUCUCCGUGCGGCCACAAUCGCACGGCCUGAGAGCGGAGGCAACAAAAGAAAAGCAAAAGAAAAAAAAAAUACCCCGAGUGCAACCAACCACCACCGAUGGCGAACAAUGUACGGCGCCGCAGCAGCAGUGUGACUCAUGCGGCGGUCGAGAAUGUUGAAGUGAAAAAUCACGACAAAUUGUCCUCCUGCCUGGUUGCUGAACCACUGAACCAUCGGUUGCAUGUUAACCUCCGAUUUUGCCGUCGUAGCAAGUGAACGUCACAGCGAGGCACGAGUGGUUGUGCACCAAUGUGCUGUCCGGAUGCGAUAAGCACAAGUCAUCAUCCUUGCUUUUUGUUCUGGUCCGGUGCUGCUGCUGCUGCUGCAUUGAAAUUGCUGUGUUAUCUAGGUCGGCUCGUAGCGCAAAAGGAAGUGUAGUCGAUUGCAUCCACGCUGUACCAUGCUAACGAAAUCGCACUAGGAAAAGUUGUGUUUCAACCCCGAAACCGUGUACAGCCUCAACGAAAGCUUACACAACCACCAACCACCACGAGCAUUAACGCUUCAUUUGUCCUUCCACUGUGAUUGUGGAGUCUCUGUGGUGCAAGCCGUGCACGGGAGGCAUGCAAGACUAAUACAGCGAGCAGAAGGAGUGCACACUUUGUGUCCUUGUGUGUGUGUGUGAUAAAGACGGUUCCGAACCCCCCUCCGGAUUGUUGUUGUUGUUCACGCGUUACCCCCCCGCGCGCUGUGCUCUUUCACCGUCGUACCAGGUACGUACAGUAAGCGGCCGGGAGCUUGCCUUAACUGAAUCCCGCAACCUGCAAUCGCCGAUUGGCCGAUUGCCAUCUGCUCCGUCAAAAUACGAUACAAACGAGGCAUCAUGUUUUGGGACUCGCUCAGUAUGCAGUCCGAUAUCGACGCACUGCUUAGCAAAGAGGGUGUAACCCUUGCCGAGGUGCUGGACUACGAAAACGUUCUACAAGAAUGUAAAAGCCAGAAUCCCAAGCUGAUACAAUACUUAAAUCGCACCGAAAACUUCGAUGCGCUGAUCGAUCUCAUCAUACAGGAGCCGGCCGCCGAUUUGGACGACAAUAUACGCUUCAUGCAUUCCAACAUGGCGUGCGAAAUACUGACCAGCGAUGUGCCGUCCUUCAAAACGCACCUCGUCGAGAACCAGAACUUCCUGAACAAGCUGUACAGCUUCCUGCUGAAGGAGCCGCCGCUCAACCCGCUGCUGACCUCGUUCUUCUGCAAAACGUUCGGCAUGCUGAUCGCGAAGCAGAACGAGCAGGACUACUUCUCCUACAAAUCUGUGUGCCUGCAAGUAUUAGAGUUUAUCAAGUCGAAGAAAGGUUUCCUGCCGUCGAUGCUGAAGCACUUUGGCAACCAGGUCGUGAGCGAUCUGCUGCUGUCCCACAUCACCGACAUCGAGGAUGCCGAGCUCAAGUCCGAACUGUUGGAGUGGCUGAACGAGCAGAAGCUGGUGGCCGAAAUCAUUGCCUUACUCAAGCAGCCGGGCCAGGACCAGAAGCAUUACAAUGCUUCCCAGUUCCUCAUCGAGCUCAUCAAGAUCAGCCGGUGUAAGCGCCAGAACGAGCAGCAGGACAAAGUUACCUCGGACCCGAUUCUAGACACGCUGGAAAGUGAAGAAACAACGAAACAGCUGCUCGACAUCAUCCUCGAAGCAAAUGGCGAAGAAAGUGCAAUCAUUGCCGGAAUUCAAAUCAUCCUAAGACUGCUAGAAAACACGAUAAUCCAAGAACCGGUCUCGGAUACGGCACUGCAAAUUGUGAUCGAUGCGGAGAAGGAGCACCACGACCUACUCGUGGCGCGUCUGGUCAGCGUUAUCAAGCUGCGCGUUGCCGAUCUUGUCGCGAUCCUCAAGAACCCGCCUGCGAAACCGGACAUAGUUACCACCUUCGGCACACUGUCACCACCGCUGGGCAACGUGAGACUUCAGAUUUGCUAUCUAUUUACAGUAUUAAUAGAGACGGAAAACAAAGAACUUAUUGCCGCGAUUUGUGAAACGGACUAUUUCGACACCUUGCUCAACCUCUUCGAGCAAUACAUUUGGAACAACUUCCUUCACGGGCGUGUCAAAGUUUGCAUCAACUAUGCCGUCGCGUCGUUCGACCAGGGCGACGGCAGCAGCGGCGAGGGAGAUAACAAGCUCGCUAUCUCGAGCCUGCAGCGAUAUAUCAUAACGGAUUUUCAGCUGGCGCCGAAACUGUUGAAACUAUUUGUAGAUGCCGUAACACCCAACGAAAGCUUGUGCGUUAAACAAUUAGGGUAUACUGGCCAUCUCAUCGAGAUGUGCGAUACGCUUAUGACCUCCAUAAACCUCUCGAAGGAAUUCCGCGGUAUGGUACACGCGACGCUUACGGAUGAGGAGCAGAUGUCGAAUUGGGCUUGCUAUAUGGAAUCCGAGAAUAGUCAGUUGUUAAAUCACCUAGGCAUGCAGAAGAAGUUUUUGGCUGGUCAGGAUCCCUAUCGUAUCUGCUCACUAGAGCGAGAACCGCUCGGCGAGAUGAUGCCGUGCGAUACUCCGCCAAGCAAGGUGGAAAUGGACCAGCUGCUGGAAUGCAUCAACUUUGCGUUCAACAGCUUUGACUUCGCGGAAGAGCUAAAGGCAUCGGAGGGCACCUCGGACCGGUGGGACGAUUUUGGCGACUCGGCCGCCCAGAUCCUGACCCUGCCUAACAGCCGGCACCCCACCAACCUGGACAGCCUUGCCGGGGACGAUCCGUUCGGCAUGCAGAGCGCCAUGUUCGGCGAGCGGGCAAAGGCGCACGAGCACGACGACGAUGGCGACGAUGGCGAAGAUGGCGAUCCGUUUGCACCGUUACAGUCGGCGCCUGGUGGUGGUGGGCAGAACAACGACGAUGACGACCACCACGCCUCCAAAGAUAUGCUGCUGGGCGACGACGGUUUGCUUGGCCAGAAGUCGGACUUUGAUUUCGGUGCGCUGGCAUCGUCCGGGCUGGUCGACAGCGAGAGCAACAGUGACGUGCCGCUGACCGGUGGCAUGAAUCACAACAUUUUGAAGUUUCUGCAGGCGGUCAACGAAACGGGCCCACCGUCGGCGGCCCUGCUCGAGGACAACUUUGCCGAUUUCGAGUCAGCGCUCGGUGCGGUGGGCAAUUCCGCCGCCGCCAGCAGCGAUCCAUCCUUCGGUGGCCUUUCCCUGUCUGGGGCGACGUCCGGCGACGGUACGCUGCAGUACGAACCGGCCGGCGCUGCUGCAGCGUUCGAUGCGGCCAGUGCACUUUUCGAUUUCGAAAAUGCGGACAUCUUUAACGCGAACUCGAUACCGCCAACCGUGGACCAAGCCACGCCCAGUGGGGGAGAGGUCGGCAAAGUGCCCGAAAGCGUACAGCAGGACACAUUCCUGGAGGCGGUAGAAAAAUCAACCGAUGCAAAGGAUGCACAGGGAGUGAGUGACAGCAACGUGAAUGAUAAAAUUGUCGAUAGCACACAAACAGUAGCCGAUGUACCGACCGCUGUACCUUCCGAGAACGAACCCAUGGCAGCCGCGGACAGUGCCGUCGAACGAAAGGAAGCUGGUGGUAGCACAGAGGAGAAAGCAGCUAGUCCAGCCACUUGCACCGACGUCGAAAAGUCCGAAGCGGCAAAUGGAGAUGAAAGCACUAACAGCAGCAGCAGCAGCAUGACCCCGAAAGAGGAGGCAAGCAACAGUGCUGCAAGCUCCUCGACCGCAACUGCAGCAGCAGCGCCUGCACCAGCAACAGUGCCAGAAUCCGCACCAGCAUCGGUAGACGAGACUGCCGCCAGCACAGCAGCACCCACCGUUGAGGCGACAGCAGCUACCAGCGACAGCAGCUCCGCGGCCGAUGCGAGCGAUACAAGCGGCUCACCGGAUAAUUGAGGGUGUCCGCCGCCGUGUCGUUGCCAACGGGAUCCCCCACCAUCGCCACACCGACGCCAAACGCACGCGCACCAGACCGAAACGGCCGCCCAGCCAAAGCAGCGUCAUCGACGCCGCCGUCAGAGACGGCGACAACCUGUACAGCAUGCUGCCGCUGCACCGAACCUAAACGGUACUACUACUACCGUGCACUGCUAAUCCACAUAAUCACAGCGACACACACACACACACUGGGGAAGAUCCGAGCACGACGACGAUAUGUGUGCGUGUAUGUGUAUGUGUGUGUGUGCGCGCACGUGUUUGUUUGCACAUCGACGAGUUGCAUCUCUUUCCCGGUAGAUGAGAGGAGAAAAAUGCGCGAUUUGGGAGGUUUGUUUAUAUGGUAUAAGAGCUUAUAUGAUAAUCAUGUGUGUUUUAAAGUAUCACAUGCAUCCAGGAGACAGUAAUUUGUGCGAGGGCGACCAUACACGAGUUAGACAAGCAAAGCCUAGAGCAUAUUGACGCGCAUUGCGUGUCUCACACAGCAAUUGCAAAGCGGUUUGCAAUUUUUGCAGCAAAAGCAUUUCGAGGAAAAGCGGGAGAAAGAAACAGAUAAUCAGAUGUUGUUCUACACAAGAAUUUAGCAAUCUUACUACUUUCAGGUUUUUUUUUUUUUGUUUGUUUGGUUGGAAGCUUCCGCCAUCUCAAACUUUAAAUAAUGAAGUGUUUUCUAUAUAGGUUAUUUUUCAGUAGUUUUGGAAAUGUUUUACGUUCCGUGAUCAUCAGUCAUGCCUUAAGUAAAUGUGAUCCAUUAUAUGGUACCGUAAUAGUAAACUGAGAAGAAAAGAAACUAAAAAAAACACACCCAAAACUCUAAACGUUACCUCACGUUAGUGCAACAUGCUCUUUUGCCCUCGCUUCGGUAGAAAAGAAAAAAAAAACCCCUCAGCGUACAAGCCCCAUGCGUGGACGGAUCAACGGUUCCCACAUCGCCCCACGCACUGAACACGACCACAACGACUUGCCGUAGUUCUUGCCACGUGCUGCCGCAGUAACGCGCGCGCACCAUUUUUGCAAAUUCAAGCACAUACACACACACACACACACACACACACACACACACACAUACACACACACACACACACACACAUACACACUACUCGCCUAAGAAGUAGCUCCUAUUUUGCCACCGUAAUGAAAAUGAUGAUAACCACCUCUGUGUGUGUGCGUGUGUGUGUUUCACUGAAGAAACUCGAGCAAUAAUUAGUUCAAAGAAGGAAACAAAAAGUGAGCUUAUAAACCGAUUGAUUUGUGUAAGACGUUUGAUUACAUCGAGACAUACCCCCCCCCCUCACACACACAAACACACACCCAUACUAGCUUACCUACUAGCUUACAGCAUAAUGUAUGUUGACAGGGGAGAGAGAGAGAGAAAAAACAACAACCUAAUACGACAAUUUAAGUGCUGCAGAGCACACACAGACAGCACAGACAGGGUGACGCACAAAUAUAUAUUUUACACGUUUCACACGGUGUUCGUAAGAAGGCAAUGGCGCAAAACCACGUACACUCUGCUGCUGCUGUACUUCCAGAAGCAAAUGCUGAUCUUAAUUCAAUCCCCCCGUAGGUGGCAGGCGAGGAGUAGAAAGCGCGAGCCAAGAGGGAACGGUGCGCCAGGACAUACAUUUGUAGUAAAAGCUCCUCCGGCAAGGGAGCGUGGCCGAAAAGUCGAUUAAUACUGUGACACGGUUAGCAUAAAAAAGUUAUCAAAUUGUGCUGUGAAACUAUAGUAAAAAUUUGCUUUUCAACUAAUUCAUAUGGACUGGGUCUAGUAGUAGGGCGUGCGAGGAAAAGGUGGCAAGGAAUUACUCAUACAUACACACACAAAAAACCCAAAAAAAAUAACAGCUUAUUGUUUUGAAUUGCGAUUGCAAUUUGAAAAAAAACACUUUUGAUAAUGACGAAACGGUUACGAUCGGGACACACGUUUUAAAUUCAAGCAGGUGUAGUGUAGUGUUUGGUAAUUCGGUAAAUUAAAUUGAAAUCAUACGGAACAUAAACAAACUUCGCAUCAAUUCAUCGACCGACCUGCCCACCCCUGCAUUGUUUGAGUUAGUUCGUCGAUAGAAUGCCUUGUUUGUCUGCUACGGUUUGCGUCGGUUCGGUGGUGGUGUAGUGAGGGUGUACCGAUAACGAUGGCUCAACGCGUGUAUGUUAGUAGCAGCGGUAACAAAAAGAAGAGAAAAAGAGAGAGAAAGCAAUCAAAAAAACAAUGUACGCAAACCAAAACUAAAACUAUUGAUGUCAUAUCAACACACAAACAAAAAAGGGAAAACUAACAAACGAUAGUUACUCAAGGAUGUAACAUAUUAUUGUAAGUAAGGUAUAGGGACUGGGGAAAGAAAGUAGAGCAACCCCCCUCCCACAUGUAGUAAUAGCUUGAACGCGUGUGUGUUUUUUAAGGUAUGGGAAACACACCAGUAACAUGUCUUAUUAGCAAAGAAUGGGUCUAAAAAUCAAAUGGUUUUCAGCAACAGGGAAUGCUUUUUUUCGUUGCCUCUCUUGUUGGUUUUCCUUUUGUCGCAAAUCAUAAAGCGCGUACCCGUAAAAAGGAUAAAAGAAAAAGCUGUAAACAAAACAACUUUCGCGUUCGGGAAAGUUCUUUAUUGUGCUUAAUUGAAUGGCACACACACACGCACAGACGCAGGUGAUCAUUUAAGAAAACACUUGCAAGUAAUUACAUACCACACACUACUGUUCCCUUCCCCAUACCGUCGUGUGGGGUGUGGUGUAGGUAGUCCGUCGCCCAUAUCAUUAUGCUCAUUAUGGUCGAUAGUCGUUACCGUACCAUGCAUACAAUAGCAAGCGACAAUAAUAAGUGCUGCUGCAUGCUCUGCGUCUGGCAGAUUGGCUGUCCUGUUUUCUGCUUUUGCGCCAUUUUCCCGUACAAUCUGCCCACCCCACGAUGGAGCUUUGUUGACCCUUUUGUUGUAGCAAAACAACAGUCUGUUAAGUUUGAUUAUGUUUUCUGUUCGUUGUACGUAUCGGAUAAAUCAAAGGAAGCAAACAAUUGCACUAAAACUAAAUGUAAAAAAAAACCCCUGCUGCUGCUGCUGCUACUACUACUCUACUACUCUAGACGCUCACACACACAGUAAGAUGCAAGCGGAACGCGCUUUAAUCGUACACGUCCAUGAUUCGGGUUGCGGCUUGGUUUUAGCAGUAGCCACGUUUAGCCACGCAUUUCCAACGAAGGUAGGCGCAUUAUAGCAAUACAAAACGGAGUAUGUGCGACUGUACGUUGGGUUGUCCAGUUUGCGCGGCGCAAAAGAUUGAGUUGAGAUUGAGUUUAGAGGGAAAGGAAAGAAGCAAAACAUAGCAAUUCGAACGUUUUGGAUCUGUCUUUCAUUUUCGCUAAAACUAAAGCAAGCAACGGUUAGAAACGGAAAGCACGGGAAGAAGAUAUCAACCGCGAAACGAACUAUAGAACUAAAUUCGUCCAAUCAUAUAGAGAUUUUACAACAUUAUUAUUACUAGUACUUCAAUUGUUGCAAAUGUAUCGUAGCCACGAUCCCCGAGAAGGCCACCACCAUUCUCGCAUAUCCUCCCCAUAAUCCCCACUUUCCAGCACGGGGAAAGAGAAGCAGCAGAAUGCAGUAGUGUGCGGCCCAUUUGAUGGUGGCUAAACCGGUACCGGUAGAGUGGUAGUGCGUGUUCAUGAUUUUUACCCUUCAUUUGUCAAACCAAGUGCCCCGAUUGCGAAGCAAAGGAAAGUGAAACCAAAAUGGUAGCUACUAUCAAUUAACGAGAACCGCAAAAAAAAUAAGCAAAAAAAAAGGAGGAAAAUUAUGUGAACUGCGAGUGUCACACAAAUGGCUGGUAUAAUAGUGUAAAUUGUAACAGGCUCCUUUAGCUCUAGUUGUAGCUCGCCCAAGAUCGGCCCACCCCCGGAAUAUAUAAAAGUAAUUAAUGGUGUUAAUAGAAAGAACUACUUGGCCUCCUCUGGUGUGUAUGUGUGUGUGUCUGUGUGCGUAAAAGAAGCAAAAGCAAGUAAAUGAACAAGGAAAAAGUACAUAUAUACACUUAUAUACAGAUAUAUACUAAAGUGAACUAUUGAUAUUUACAUUAUGAAAAAUGGAGGAGUAAAAGAAGAAGCAAACAGUACUGGGUCUUCCGAGGGAACAUCAUUUCACACACACACACAAACGUCUGUGUCUUUUAAGCUGGUAUAACAUAAACACACUUAAAAACAAAAACAAAAGGAAACAAUUGUUGCAAGACGUACAGUUUAACCGUAGAGUGAGUGCACGUGUACGGACGGACACCGCUUUCGAACGGGUUUGAGAAUGCACGCAAUAAUACGCUAUUACUCCCUUUUCAAUUCUCUCCGUGGUGGUACCGUGUAUUAUAUAGAUGUCUUAGACUGUGUCAGUGUGUGGAUGGUGCUCGCGCGUGUGUGUGUGUGUGUGUGUGUGUGUGUGUGUAUAGAUAAGAUUAAGCAAAUUCCAAGUCGCGAAAAUAUCUCAUUCCUAACUGGCGGCAUUUGGAGUUGGUAGCUGCUGCUGCAUGGACACAAUUUUGCUGACGCAAAGGAGGACCAAACACGUGCUUGUUUUGAUUUUCCCUGUAUGCUACUAGCACCACCACCGCCACAAUCACUACUACUACUACUACUACUAUUACUACUUUUGACUGCAGUAACAGCAGCACACCAGUUUUGCAGACAAAAACACACCAAACACACAUUCUCACGAACCAAACGUACAAAACUUGGGGACAAAACCAUACAUUCACACUUGCCCACAUUCACGAACGACACAUUCAGGAAGGCAUUGCACCGAAACGCGGACACUAAUUGUAUAUGCUUUCAACUUAGUGCUAGAAUGUACUAAGCGUAUCAUAUCGAUGAGAAUAUAACCACAUACACACACACACACGCUAACACCCACCCAUCCACACUCGCACAAACACCUCAACCGAGGAAGAAACUGAAAAUUCAACGAGAAAAUGCCAAUGAAGAAACAAAACAAACAAAAACAUGCCACCAGUUUAGACGCUUUAGAUGUGCAACCCACGGAAUUCUAUUGCACUUGUUGGUGCGGCGGCGGCGACGACUGCGGCAAUGUUGGAGCGCAUUUGUAUCUUUCUCUACCCUGUGCCAGUAACGUACUGAAAACGUGCAAUUUUGUCUUAUGCUGUCUAUCUUCUAUCGCUCUCGACUACUGUUGUAGUGUAUAUCUCGCCAACUUCACACACCGUUUGGCCACCAACCAUGGGUUUGUUGAAUGCAUUUGCUAGCCCACUCAUUACCCUUUCUCAGCCAACACAGAACAAAUUGCUCAAAGUAUGUGUGUGCGUGUGCAAUUUUGUCUCGUUUUUUUUUGAACACGAGUUUCAGCCGCGUUUCACGGUGCUUUCCCUCCAAAAACAGGGUUGAAGAAAAGUGCUAAAGCCUAGUUGUGUGAGUGUAAAGAAUGCGUUAGAUAUACUGUUAUAGUGAAAGAAAGAAAAAAACAGCGGAAUAGAAAGUGUGUGUUUUGUGUGUGUAUAUGCUAAAAGAAGACAAACAAAAGGAUAGUGAAUAUGUAAAGUGAAGGAAAGAAAAACCAAAACAACGCGGUGUUGCAAUCGGGAUUGCAGAAGGAAAAAUAUGAAAAGAGCUUUUUUGUUUUGUUUGGGAAAUGACUAGAAGGCAAGCGUUGAAACACGUUGAAAACUGUGCUAAAACAAGCCUUAUACCAAAAUGCUUACCCAUUUAUUUCUCUAUUGUGUUUGUUCGACAAAGAACGCAAAAGAAAAGUCUUACUUCAUACUCGCAAUUCUACGUUUGCGAAUAAAACAAAACCCAACGAGACUUGUAAAAAAAAUACAAAAAAAAACAUUGGCAAACAGAAGCAAAGCAGAAUGCAAACCUCGAAAAAGAGUUUCUUUUUGGUAGCGCACAACGUAACACAUAACAUAAUUCAUCAAUGCACGAAAGUGAUCGAAAACGUAUCGUAAUAAUAAAAAAAUAGAGAAACAGAGAAGAUAAGAAAAAACACGAAAAAACAUAAGCAACAAAACACACACACACACACACACACACACACACCUAAAGUUACUGGAAAAUAAUAGCAAACGAAGAGAAGCAAUAUUUGCAAUCUGAACAAUGAAGAUAAAAAAUAGUAAAAAGUAAUACUACUAGACAGAAUGAUAAGCGAAACAUAUUAGCAAAGGAUAGGUGGAAGAACAGAAAGCGCGAAAGUGAGGGUGAAUAUAGAAAAAUAAAAUAUUACACCGAAGAAAGAAAAUGCAAAAAUAAAACAAAAAAAGAAGAAACAAAAAGAAACUUAACUUACACACCAUUUUACACUCAAGAAGGAAACUCCCGAUGAAAACUGAAACCAACCAAGAGACAAUGAUUAAAACAAGCAAAGUAGAUAAAAAAACAAACAAGUAAACGUAAACACAGACACACUCUCACACCCAUACCGAUAAAAGAAAAGACAAUGAAACAAUGUAUGAUAAAAGAGAAACGCAAAGUAAGAAGCAGAAGAAACGAGGACUCGAAAUCAUUUUCUGUUUUGAUAGAAGAGAGCGAACACUCAGAAGAGAGAGCAAGCAAUAGAAAGAGGGGGAAAAAACAUGUGUUUAGAAAAUCAUAAUUGUGCUCAUUGGAUGAUGCGUUUUCCUCCCAAAUACCCACGGGUGCCUGUUGCAGAGAGAGACAGAGAGAGAGGGAGAAAGAGAUAGAGAGCGUAAUUUGCGUAAGGGGAGCGAAAGAAUGAAUUAGAGCAAGCGAGAUGGAGAAGUGUUGUGGAUGUGUGGAAGUAAAAAACCAGAAAAAAGGAAUCUGUGGUGGUACCGGUGCCUCUUUGUUGUGUAGAACCGCUGGAGGAAUUAGAGUGGGAGUGUUUUCCUUCAUUUCUUUUUUUAUAUAAAUAUAAUAAACAGACUUUGGUAACACAAGAA